Ostertagia ostertagi is the source of this 291-nucleotide messenger RNA. The record is from the annotation of a GenBank genome assembly. NCBI's taxonomy places the organism in Eukaryota, Metazoa, Nematoda, Chromadorea, Rhabditida, Trichostrongylidae.
GGAAAUAUUUCCGCAGUGAACAUCUUCUUUCGAAGCACAGCCUAUGAGCGCCAUGAGCAACAGAAGCAGCUGCAGACUGCUGAUUUGCUAUCGAAUAUUGCUGGAAGCAUGGGAUUGUUCCUCGGCAUGAGCACAGUGACUCUGCUCGAGAUUUUCAUUUAUUUGUUCAAAUCUGUCUGGGGUACGGUGAAUACGGAACGACAGAAGCAGUUCAUGGAAGCGAUGAUGGAAGAAGAGAACGAACGACGGCAGAGCCUCGUUAUUGUGGAAGAACCGCAUCGAAAGGUAGUG